Humulus lupulus (European hop) is the source of this 699-nucleotide messenger RNA. RefSeq lists its product as uncharacterized. The record is from RefSeq and is a predicted model, not a curated record. Lineage: Eukaryota; Viridiplantae; Streptophyta; Magnoliopsida; Rosales; Cannabaceae. The transcript has 3 exons. Bases 45 to 605 code for a protein of 186 amino acids. Gene Ontology annotation, molecular function: fatty acyl-CoA hydrolase activity.
UCCCGUUAAAUAAGAUUAGGUUCCUUUCAAUCGAAGGACGGGAAAUGGCGAAGCCCUCCUCCUCCUCCUCCGAUUCUCUUCGAGAAUCUAUUAACGCGUUACUCUCUCCCACAGCGGAGAUCUCGAAGGACCUCUCUCCCGAACUCGUUGACCGACUUCUGAUUUUCCUCUCCAACGUCGGCGUCUCCAACCCUAUCCCCGAUCACUGCAACACCAAAGGUUUCUUAUCCGACGUCAUCUCCGCCGUGCUCAAACCCCUCACUAUUUCACGCGGUCAGCUCACCUGCCUCCUCACCGUCAAGCCCGUCAUCAGUAACUUCUAUGCAACACUUCAUGGAGGAGCUCUUGCAGCUGUAGCCGAGACGAUCUCCAUAGUUUGUGCUAAAACGGUUGUAGGUGACGACAAGGAAAUCUUUCUUGGUGAACAGAGCUUUUCUUAUCUCUCUGGUGCUUCAAUCGAUGCAGAGGUAAUUGCUGAUGCAAAAGUGGUGAGAAGUGGAAGGAAUUUGACUGUAGUGUCAAUUGAUUUUAAAUUAAAGAAAACCCAGAAGCUGGUGUAUACAGCUCGUGCUACCUUCUAUAACAUGCCUGUUUCUAAGUUAUGAUAUUCCUUCGUCCAGAAAUGUAGGUAUCAUGUUUCUGUAACAAGCAAAUACGUCUAUAAGAUUUUGCCGUGGUGAUUCUCACGGUUAAGAACCA